GGAGAAGUAAAAAUUAACACGCAUCCGAGAUAGUUUUAUGAGACUGCAAAACCAGCCAAGGAGGAGAAUGAUGGAGCUUUUGAACCAAAGCAGUUUCUGGUAAAAUGAACGGAACAUGCUGUUAAGUGGGUAUUGCCAAAUUACUUACUGCACAACAAAUAGGAAAUAACGACAAUGAAGGUUGACAGGAGCAAGUUAAAGAAAACCCCCACAGAAGCUCCUGCUGACUGCAGGACACUUAUAGAGAAGCUCAAGGCAUGCAAUGAUGACCAACUGCUAGUAGAAUUGCAGCACAUCAAAACCUGGAAUAUUGGCAAGUGUGAGCUGUACCACUGGGUAGACCUACUAGACCGCUUCGAUGGCAUUCUAUGUGAUGCAGGCCAGACGGUGGAGAAUAUGUCAUGGCUUUUGGUGUGUGACCGGCCAGACAAUGGGCAGCUCAAGGCCUUGCUGCUGGCGGUGCUCAACUUCACAGCCCUGCUCAUUGAGUACAGCUUCUCCAGGCAUCUGUACAGCUCCAUAGAGCACUUAACCACCCUGUUAGCGUCAUGUGACAUGCAGGUGGUCCUGUCUGUCCUGAACCUGCUCUAUGUGUUCAGCAAGCGCUCCAACUACAUCACAAGACUGGGCUCAGAUAAAAGGACCCCUCUACUGGCCCGCCUGCAACACCUGGCUGAGAGCUGGGGAGGAAAGGAGAAUGGCUUUGGUCUAGCUGAAUGCUGCAGGGACCUACCUAUGGCAAAGUAUCCCCCCAGUGCAACCACAUUACACUUUGAGUUCUAUGCUGAACCAGGCCCUGAAGUUAAAGUGGAAAGAAAGCAGACUAGUAGUAAUACGCUACACUAUAUUCACAUUGAGCAGCUUGACAAGAUUUCAGAGAGUCCUUCUGAGAUCAUGGAGUCGCUGACAGUGAUGUACAACAUCCCUAAAGACAAACAGACCCUGCUGUUCACGCACAUCCGACUAGCCCACGGCUUCUCCAAUCACAAGAAGAGGCUGCAGGCUGUGCAGGCCCGACUGCAUGCUAUCUCUAUACUGGUGUACUCAAAUGCACUCCAGGAGUCAGCCAAUAGCAUUCUAUACAAUGGCUUGAUAGAGGAGCUGGUGGAUGUACUACAGAUUACAGACAAACAGCUUGUGGAUAUAAAGGCAGCAUCUUUGCGCACUUUAACUUCAAUUGUCCAUCUGGAGAGGACGCCCAAGCUCUCCAACAUAAUCGACUGCACCGGCACUGCUUCCUACCAUGGUUUUCUGCCUGUGUUGGUUCGCAACUGUAUACAGGCAAUGAUUGACCCUCUGAUGGAGCCCUACCCACAUCAAUUUGCCACCGCACUCUUCUCCUUUCUCUACCACCUGGCCAGUUAUGACUCUGGAGGGGAAGCCCUGGUCUCUUGUGGCAUGAUGGAAGCUCUCCUCAAGGUGAUUAAGUUCCUGGGCGAUGAGCAGGACCAGAUUACAUUUGUGACACGGGCAGUGCGUGUAGUGGACCUAAUCACCAACCUGGACAUGGCUGCCUUUCAGUCCCACAGCGGCCUUUCCAUCUUUAUCUGCAGACUGGAGCAUGAGGUGGACCUGUCAAGGAAAGAGUGCCCUUUUGUCAUCAAGCCAAAGAGCCAGAGACCCAUCACAGCAGUGGAGUCUGAAGACAUGGACACAGACAUGGACAUGUCAGAAGUUGCCAUGGAAAGCAGCCCCGGCCCAUCCACAUCUUCUGGCUCUAGACCAGAGGUGGACAACCGAGCACAGAGCGGCACUGCUAACAUGCCCCGUGCAGGAAUGCAGUGUAUCCCCCAGAGGGCAGCUCUGUUGAAGUCAAUGCUAAACUUCUUAAAGAAAGCCAUCCAGGAUCCUGCCUUUUCUGAUGGCAUCCGCCACGUAAUGGAUGGGUCCUUGCCUACCUCACUUAAGCACAUCAUCAGUAAUGCUGAGUAUUAUGGCCCUUCACUCUUUCUACUGGCGACGGAAGUUGUGACGGUGUUUGUUUUCCAGGAGCCAUCCCUGCUCUCCUCCCUGCAGGAUAACGGUCUCACUGAUGUCAUGCUGUGUGCCCUACUCAUCAAAGACGUUCCUGCCACACGUGAGGUGCUGGGCUCUCUUCCCAAUGUGUUCAGUGCCCUGUGCCUGAACGCAAGAGGCCUGCACUCCUUUGUUCAGUGUCAGCCCUUUGAGCGCCUCUUCAAGGUGCUGCUGUCCCCAGACUAUCUGCCUGCCAUGCGAAGACGCCGAAGCUCUGACCCAUUGGGCGACACUGCAUCAAACCUGGGCAGCGCUGUGGAUGAGCUCAUGAGGCACCAACCCACUCUGAAGACAGAUGCCACCACUGCCAUCAUCAAGUUAUUGGAGGAGAUUUGUAACCUAGGCCGUGCCCCAGAGUACAUCUGCCAGAAGCCGUCUAUCCAGAAGGCAGAUGGCACAGUGGCGGUGCCCCCAGCUCGCUCUAGCCAUGCUGCUGAGGAGGCCUCCAGUGAGGAUGAGGAAGAGGAGGAGGCCCUCCACACCUUCAGUCAGCAGCAGGGGGAGCCAGAGAGCAACAGACAGUCAGUGCCAGUUGAACUGGUUGUUGGCACUGAGGAACGGAUACCCAUCCCCCUAAUGGAUUACAUUCUUAAUGUGAUGAAGUUUGUGGAGUCCAUUCUUAGCAACAACACCACAGAUGACCACUGUCAGGAGUUUGUCAACCAGAAGGGUUUGCUGCCUCUUGUUUCCAUCCUGGGCCUUCCCAACCUGCCUAUAGACUUUCCCACUUCUGCUGCUUGCCAGGCUGUGGCUGGUGUCUGCAAGUCCAUACUGACCUUGUCUCAUGAGCCCAAGGUACUCCAAGAGGGCCUGUGCCAGCUAGACAGCAUUUUGACAGCCCUGGAGCCUCUCCACCGGCCCAUAGAGGUGCCAGGGGGCUCUGUGCUACUCAGAGAGCUGGCUAAUGCUGGUCACGUCACUGACGCCACACUGUCUGCCCGGGCCACACCAAUGCUACAUGCACUCACUGCUGCGCACGCCUACAUCCUUAUGUUUGUCCAUACCUGUAGAGUGGGACAGAGUGAGAUCAGGGCAAUUUCAGUGAACCAGUGGGGCUCCCAGCUAGGCCUAAGCGUCCUCAACAAGCUGAGCCAGCUGUAUUGUUCUCUGGUGUGGGAGAGCACUGUGCUGUUGUCCCUCUGCACACCCAACAGUCUGCCUCCUGGUUGUGAGUUUGGCCAGGCUGACAUGCAGAAACUGGUACCCAAAGAAGACAAGCCAUCUGGCAGCACUAUGGCAACCACCACCUCUAGCUCUAGGAGAGCUGCUGACUCAGAGGCAGUGUCUGUGGAUUCAUCUGCUGGGGGACUCCUGGAAGGCAUGGGCCUAGAUGGGGACACGCUGGCCCCCAUGGAAACAGAUGAACCCACCAACACUGACCCCAAAGCCAAGUCUAAACUAACACCUGCUAUGGCAACCCGUAUCAAACAGAUCAAACCACUACUCUCAGCUUCAUCUCGUCUAGGCAGGGCUCUGGCUGAGCUCUUUGGGCUGCUGGUCAAACUGUGUGUGGGCUCCCCUGUGCGCCAGCGCCGUUCCCAUCAUGCCACCAGUACUGGCACUGCCCCUACGCCUGCCGCCCGUGCUACUGCCUCUUCCCUUACCAAGCUGCUCACAAAGGGCCUGAGCUGGCAGCCCCCACCCUACACCCCCACCCCUCGCUUUAGACUGACUUUCUUUAUCUGCUCGGUGGGCUUCACGUCUCCCAUGCUGUUUGAUGAGAGAAAAUACCCAUACCACCUCAUGCUCCAGAAGUUCUUCUGCUCCGGAGGGCAUGACGCCUUGUUUGAGACAUUUAACUGGGCCCUUUCUAUGGGUGGUAAAGUGCCUGUAUCUGAGGGACUGGAGCAUGCCGAUCUCCCAGAUGGAACAGGGGAGUUCCUGGAUGCAUGGCUAAUGCUGGUCGAAAAGAUGGUGAACCCUAGCACUGUGCUGGACUCCCCUCACUCUCUGCCAGCUAAGGUGGCUGGGGUCACCCCCACCACGCCCCAGUUUAGCGCCCUGCGAUUCCUCAUUGUUACUCAGAAGGCUGCGUUCAAUUGUAUCCGCAGCCUGUGGAACAGGAAGCCUCUGAAGGUGUAUGGAGGCCGGAUGGCUGAAUCAAUGUUAGCCAUCCUCUGCCACAUCCUGAGGGGUGAGCCUGUUAUACAAGAGCGUCUUGCCAAGGAGAGAGAGGGCACUGUGCGGCCAGAAGAGGAGGGGGCCACCACAGGCCCUGUGGCUCCCAGCGGGGCCCCUGGAGCAGCCACACCAACAGGAGAAGGAUCAGCAGCUGCCAGAACUGCCUCUGCAGGACCGGCAGGAGGGUCGGCUGAUGACUCCACCAACUCCACUCCUCGCAGAGAGCCUCAGGUUAACCAGGCCCAGCUCACACAGCUGAUGGACAUGGGUUUCUCGAGAGAGCAUGCUAUGGAGGCCCUGCUUAACACCAGCACUAUGGAGCAAGCCACUGAAUACCUGCUUACACACCCUCCACCCCUUCUCAGUGGAGCCGUCAGGGACCUUACCAUGUCUGAAGAAGACCAGAUGAUGAGGGCCAUCGCCAUGUCACUGGGACAAGAGGUCAGCAUGGAGCAGCGCUCGGACUCCCCCGAGGAGGCAGCUCGUCGACGUGAGGAGGAGGACAAGCGAGCCAGGGAGAGGGCGGAGGAGGAGGAGGCUCGCUGUCUGGAGCGUUUCAUGGAGGCCGAGCCCUUAGACCCACAGGAGCUGCAUACCUUCACUGACUCCAUGCUGCCAGGCUGCUUCCAUCUGCUGGAUGAGCUGCCCGACACAGUCUACCGACUCUGUGACCUGCUGAUGACAGCCAUAAAGAGGAGCGGUCCAGAGUACAGAGAUCUCAUCCUUGGCCAGGUUGUCGACCAGGUGUGGGAUGCAGCAGACGUGCUGAUCAAAGCGGCUGUGCCUCUGACAACAAGUGACACAAAGACGGUGUCUGAGUGGACCAGACAGAUGGCCACACUACCCCAGGCUUCUAAACUGGCAACUCGAAUUCUGCUGCUCACGCUGCUCUUUGAGGAGCUCAAGCUGUUGUGUCCCACAGUUGUGGAGAAGAGUGGGAUUCUUGAUUUGCUGAUUAAACUGCUUGAGGUGGUGCAGCCCUGUCUGCAAGCUGCCAAAGAACAGAAGGACAUUCAGACACCCAAAUGGAUCACCCCAGUGCUGUUGCUCAUUGACUUCUAUGAGAAGAUGGCUGUCUCUUCCAAGCGCAGAGCACAAAUGAACAAGUACCUGCAGCCAAAUGGCAACAAUUGGCGGUGGUUUGAUGACCGCUCAGGCCGCUGGUGCAGUUACAGUGCUUCAAACAACAGCACCAUUGACUCAGCCUGGAGGGCUGGGGAGAGCAGUGUUCGCUUCACAGCCGGACGUAGAAGAUACACUGUGCAGUUUAACACUAUGGUGCAGGUUAAUGAGGAGACGGGGAACAGAAGGCCGGUGAUGCUUACAGUCCAGAGAGUGCCUCGCAUGCCAAAGUCUGCCAAGACUGGCAGCAUGACAGAUUCUGAGAGAGAAGAGGGAGACAGGAGCAAGUCAGAGGAGACCCAGACUGACUCAGCCUUUUCUCAAGCAGAGUCAGGGGCAGGAGUGGAUAUGGGUGCUCCUAAGGAGGACUCUAGCCCAUUGAAGGAGACUUCCUCUGGCCCCACAGCUGUCCUGGACUCUGACCAAACCCAGGACCCUGAUAUUGAGGUGCAGGGUCUGACCGAAGACAUGACCACUGUUCUCAUUCGAGCUUGCGUCAGCAUGAUCAGUGUGCCUGUGGACCCGGACACCCUCCAUGCCACACUGCGACUCUGCUUGCGUCUGACUCGCACCCACCACUACGCCAUGAUGUUUGCUGAGCUGAAGAGCACGCGCAUGAUCUUGGGGCUGACGCAGGGGUCAGGUUUCAAUGGUUUUACCCCACUGGUCACCCUACUGUUCAGACAUAUCAUUGAGGACCCAGCCACACUUAGGCACACCAUGGAGAAGGUGGUGAGAUCUGCUGUGACUAGUGGAGCAGGUAGCACCACCUCAGGUGUGGUGUCAGGCAGCCUUGGGUCCAGAGAGAUAAAUUACAUUUUGCGUGUUCUGGGUCCUGCUGCCUGCCGCAACCCUGAGUGCUUUGCUGAAACUGCCAACAAUUGUGUUCGUAUAGCCCUUCCUGCACCCCGUGGAGCUGGCACAGCAUCUGAUGAUGAGUUUGAGAACAUGCGGAUCAAGGGGCCCAAUGCUGUGCAGCUGGUGAAGACCACUCCCCUCAAACUAUCCCCUCUGCCAUCCAUCCCAGAAACCAUCAAGGAGGUUAUCUAUGAUAUGCUUAAUGCUCUGGCUGCCUACCAUGCACCUGAAGAAUCUGAGCGACCAGAGGAGCGCACGGUUGCAGUGCCUGGUGGCCAGGACCUCUGCCAGAUCCUGCAGGAUGUGGGUGAUGAUGUCUACCAGCAGUACAGACUUACCCGACAGGGCAGUGACUUUGAUUCACAGUCCGCUUUCCAUAUCAAUGCUCAGGUGUUUGCUGCUGAUGGAAGUGUGGCUGAGUCCUCCCAGUCUGGCACUCCACAAGGAGAGGCCUCCACACCAGAAGAGAUGCGGGAGGAGAAAAAGGAGCAGGAGGGAGAAAAGGGUGUCAGCUCGGAGGAGGGUAAAGCUGCAAAGGCUAAGGCCAGCAAGCCUCUGAUGCCUACCUCCACCAUCUUGAGACUGCUGGCUGAGCUGGUGCGCUCCUAUGUGGGCAUUGCAACACUCAUUGCCUCCUACUGCUACACUGCUGGGCAGUCUGAGCUUAUCAAGGAGGACUGCAGUGUUCUGGCCUUUGUGCUUGACCACCUACUGCCCCACACUCAGAAUUCUGAGGACAAAGACACCCCAGCCCUGGCACGCCUCUUCCUAGCCAGCCUGGCUGCUGCUGGCACAGGCACUGAUGCCCAGGUAGCCCUAGUCAACGAGGUGAAAGCUGCCCUCAGUCGGGCACUAGCUAUGGCAGAGGGCACAGAAAAACAUGCCAGGCUUCAGGCGGUGAUGUGCAUCAUCAGCACCAUUAUGGAGUCGUGUCCCUCCACCUCCAGCUUCUACAGUACAGCGGCAGCCAAAACUCAGCACAACGGCAUGAAUAACAUCAUUCGCCUUUUCCUUAAGAAGGGCCUGGUCAAUGACUUAGCCCGUGUACCCCACAGUCUGGACCUGUCAAGUCCCAACAUGGCCAACACAGUGAAUGCUGCCCUGAAGCCUCUGGAGACCUUGUCCCGUAUUGUUAAUCAGCCCAGCAGUCUGUUUGGAGGCAAGAGUGGCUCUAGUAAGAACAAGGCUGAACAUGACACAGUGGGCACAGCCAGGGACAGCAACAGUAACACUCAGGACCAAGGGGAGCCUGGUGAGGCGGAGCCAGUAGAAGGAAGCCACAGGGUGCAGGGCACUGACAGUGACUUGAUGGAUGGAGAGACAGAGGGAGAUACAGUGGUCAUUGCUGGUCAGCCAGAAGUUCUCAGCACACAGGCCAUGCAGGUAGAGAACGAGUUAGUUGAUCUCAUUGAUGAGUUGCUGGAGAGAGAUGCUGGCACUGUCAACAGCACCAUCAUAGUUGGACGCAGUGGUGAGGAUGAAUCACAAGAGGACGUGCUGAUGGAUGAGGCCCCCUCCAAUAUUAGUCAGGCAUCCACUCUGCAGGCUAACCGAGAGGACUCCAUGAAUAUCCUGGAGCCAGAGGACGAGGAACACACGCAGGAGGAAGAUUCCAGUGGCAGCAAUGAUGACGAGGACAGCCAGGAUGAAGAGGAGGAGGAAGAAGAAGAGGAGGAGGAGGACCAGGAUGAUGAAGAAGGAGAUGAGGAUGAUGAUGAUGAAGGCUCGGAGAUGGAGCUUGAUGAGGACUUUCCAGACAUCAAUGCCGCACCCCACAUACGUUUUGAGAGGUUUGACAGGGAUGAUGACCUCAUCAUAGAGUUUGACAACAUGUUCUCCACUACGGCUGACAUCCCUCCCUCCCCAGGCAACAUCCCCAGCUCCCACCCCUUGAUGGUGCGCCAUGCUGACCACAGCUCCCUUACCCUGGGAGCUGCAGGCGCCAGCAGCCGCCUGGCGCAGGGCAUGGGCCGCAGCCAGCGCACAUUGCGCCAGCUCACUGCCAACACUGGACACACGAUCCAUGUCCACUACCCCGGCAACAGGCAGCCCAACCCCCCACUCAUCCUGCAGAGACUGCUGGGCCCAAGUGCAGCAGCAGACAUCCUGCAGCUGUCAAGUUCCCUGCCCCUGCAGUCACGUGGCCGUGCACGCCUCCUGGUGGGCAAUGAAGAUGUGCACAUCAUUGCACGCUCUGAUGAUGAGUUGUUAGAUGACUUCUUCCAUGAACAGAGCAGCACUGGCGGGCAAGCAGGCACCCUCUCUAGCAUUCCCACUGCCUUAACAAGAUGGACAGAUGAGUGUAAAGUACUAGAUGCUGAGAGUAUGCACGACUGUGUAGCAGUGGUGAAGGUACCCAUCCUGCAGCACCUGGAGAGUCUGCGAGAUGAGGAGCUGGAGGAGCGCAGGGAGAAAAGGAGGCGGCAGCUAGCUGAGGAGGAAGAAGCAAAGCAGAACGAGAGGAGAGCGUCCGGUGCAGAAGAGGCCAGGGAACAGACCCUCCAGGGUUCUGGAUUAGGGACGGUUAAUGGUGCAGAGAACACUGCAGAGGGUGAACAGGCUCAAGGCAGUACAGCAUCAUGUCUGGACCCACCGAGGGUUUCAGAGGGCUUUCUCACUGCUCCCCCAUCAGGAGAAGUCACUCCUACCACGCCUGCUCCUCAUGAACAGGCCCUAGUUUCUCUGGAGACCGCCAUCAGCCAGCAAGUCCACCAGCCAAUCGCUGACCUGCUGCUGGCUGAGUCGCACGCAAACUCCCUGGCCGCUCUGGCUGGGGCAGGUCUCCCAACCUUGGCAGCAGCUGAUAGGCCCAGCAGUGAAGCGGAGGCAUCCCAGAUGGAAAUGUCCCCAGCACCCACAAUCGGUGAGAGAGGAGGAGGUGGUGUUGAAGGAGGAGCGUUGGAUGGAGGCAGGGAAGCCUCCCUCAGUCCGGACAUUGUGGAAACCUCGGAGCCUGCAGCAGUGGGUGUGUCACAACUGGAGGGAUCGCCAAUGGAUACCAGUAGCCCUGCAUCUGCCACACAGGAAGAAGCUGCUCCCAACCCUACCCAGGCUGCCCACUUGUCUCAAGAGCUGUCUGGGAGUGGGGACAGUGGAUUGACUGACAGGCAGACAGAUGCAGAGACUGGUUCCACCUCUGUCUCAUCCCCGGGUGAGACCAUGCCCAGGAGUGACAGUGCUGACAGCCAAUCCCAGGCUAUCCAAGAGGAGCCCCUCCCAUCCACAAGCAAUGAGGAGGAGGACCCACUGGCAGGCAUCAGUCUGCCGGAGGGUGUGGAUCCCUCUUUCUUGGCUGCUCUCCCUGAGGACAUCCGUCGUGAGGUACUGCAAAAUCAGCUGGGUAUCAGACCGCCUUCCCGUCCCCCUGCUGCUUCAACCCUGCCCACUUCCACCGCCCCUGUACUGGGAGGACCUGGGGUCACUGAAGUCAGUCCUGAGUUCCUGGCAGCCCUUCCACCCGCCAUCCAGGAGGAGGUGCUAGCCCAGCAACGGGCAGAGCAACAACGCCGGGAGCUAGCGCAACAGCCGCCUCAGGGAGACACCCCUCUGGACCCAGUCACUUUCAUCCAGACACUGCCCUCAGAACUCCGACGCAGCGUCCUGGAGGACAUGGAGGACAGCGUGCUGGCUGUCAUGCCUCCUGACAUCGCUGCUGAAGCGGCCGCAUUGCGCAGAGAACAGGAGGCCCGGCAGAGGCAGUUGAUGCACGAGAGGCUGUUUGGCCACAGCUCAUCUUCAGCCCUGUCAGCUAUUCUGCGCUCACCAGCCUUCACCAGCCGGCUUGGGAGCAACCGCGGGGUCCAAUAUACCCGUCUGGCCGUGCAGAGAGGAGGAACCUUCCAGAUGGGUGGAGGAACCAACCACAGCAGACCAUCUAAUUCCAGUGUGGACUCUUUACUUCGUCUGCGCGGCCGCCUGCUGCUGGACCACGAGGCCUUGUCCUGCCUGCUGGUGCUGCUGUUUGUGGAUGAGCCCAAGCUGAACACCAGCCGUCUACACCGUGUUCUGAGGAACCUCUGCUACCACUCACAGACUCGUGGCUGGGUCAUCCGCAGCCUGCUGUCUAUCUUGCAACGCAGCAGCGAGAGCGAGGUGUGUGUUGAGACAUCACGCUUAGAAGAUUCUCGUGGAAAGAGGAGCGCUCAGGGAGGUUGUGGAGGAAAAGGGUCAGCCACCUCUUCUCUAUCCACUUCUUCCUCCUCUUUGACAUCCUCCUCCUUAGAGCUAUUAAAUAGGGUAGAGUCUCGCAGUUCUAGCCAGCUCUCCUGGCUCUCUGUUUCCAUGGACGCAGCCCUAGGUUGCCGAACGAACAUUUUCCAGAUCCAGCGAGCGACAGGCAGGAAGCAUGCCGACCGCCACGCUGCUGGGGGGUCAGCUGGACCCGGGUCGUUAGGAGGAGGUGUGUCUGGUGCUUCAGCAGGGGUCACAUGUGCCGGGGGUGGAGGUUCCACUGUACAUAUCCACCCACAGGCUGCUCCAGUGGUCUGUCGACAUGUACUGGACACACUUAUUCAACUGGCCAAGGUGUUUCCCAGCCAUUUCACCCAGCAGCGCUGUAAGGAUCUGUCAUCAUCCUCCUCUGAUCUGGACUCACGUCUCUGUUCAGGCUCAUCUGGGGGAGGGGGUGGCUGUGGGGGCUCCAGGUCAGGUUCCCAGAACAACCCCGGCUCUAACACCUCUUCCAACUUCUCCAGCACCCAGAACUCCUUAGGCUCCUGCACGGCUACACCUCAGUCCCUAGGUAUUUCCACCGACUUCUGGGACCUAUUGGUUAAGUUGGACAACAUGAAUGUGAGCCGCAAGGGAAAAGCCUCCAUGAAGACUGUGCCUCUGGGUGGCAGUGCAGAGGCGGAGGGAGCCCAGUUCAGUCUGGAAGCAUCCCCACUGGGCCAACUGAUGAACAUGCUUUCCCACCCUGUAAUCAGACGCAGCUCCCUGCUCACUGAGAAGCUACUGCGCCUGCUGUCCCUCAUCUCCAUCGCCCUGCCUGACAACAAGGCCAUGGAGGUUCCUAGUGGGCACCCUGCCCCACAGGCUGCUAACCCCAGUACAACUGCAGGCUCAGGGGCAACGGCCCCUGCUGCAACCCAGGGCUCAGCGUCAGCAGGCUCAGUUCAGGCCACUGCAGCAGGCCCAGGGGUUCCUGUGGUAGCAUCAGCCCAGGGCUCAACCUCAGGGACUGUCCUAACAGCCUCCCAUACCUCCUCAUCUACAGCAGCCUCUAUACCAACAUCCACUGGAACCACUUCCACAGGGAAGCAGAGGGUUGCUGCCAGCAGUAUUGAGACUGACACCAAGAUGGCCUCCACUGGACUCACUGAGAAACAACUACAGCUCUCUGUGGAGGUACUGACAUCUCACUCGUGUUCAGAGGAGGGUCUGGAGGAUGCUGCCAACAUUCUGCUGCAGCUAUCCAGAGGAGAUGGAGCGACCAGGGACACUGUUCUAAGAUUGUUGCUCAGUGGGGCCAGACACCUAGGAUAUACUCUCUGCAAACAGAUCGGCACGUUAUUGGCCGAGCUUAGAGAAUAUAACUUAGAGCAACAGAGACGGGCACGUGCCGAGGCCCAGUCCCCUGAUGCACCUCCUGAGGAUUCAUCACUCUCAGCCAGGCUCAAGGGCAAGAUGACCAGCAGGUUUGACGGGGCAGAGAGCGUUGUGAUCGUGGCCGCCCAGAAGCGUACACUGGGGGGUCGUGAGCUGCAGCUGCCUUGUAUGAGCUCCCUGACCUCCAAGACAUCGACGCAGAAGUUUUUCUUGCGUGUGCUGCAGGUCAUCAUCCAGCUCCGUGAGGAUACACGAAGAGCCAACAAGAAGGCCAAGCAAACAGGACGAUUAGGCUCCACCAGCCUGGGUUCAGCCAGCAGCAUCCAGGCUGCUGUGCGUCAACUGGAGGCCGAGGCUGACGCUAUCAUCCAGAUGGUGAGAGAGGGCCAGCGGGCACGCCGGCUCCAACAGGCUCCCCCGCCCACCGCCUCCUCUGCCGCUGUCGCCAAUGCUGCUGGAUCCUCCGUGGUGGCCCCCCAUGCCCCUACUGCCGCUGCCCCCCCUGCCAGCACGGCUGGCGCUGCCACGUCUGAAGUGCCGUCGGGGUCAGAGGCUCAUGCAGGCCAGAGAGAUGACUCUCCCAUGGAUGUAGAUCAGCCAUCCCCUCUAGAGCAGGAUGCUGCACCUCUUGAUGAAGAAGGCAAUGGCCAGUCGGAGAGUGAUGAAAGGCUUCCGGACCUCCCUCUACUUAGUGAGCAGCUGCUAUUAGACGAGCUGUGGGACAUGCUCGGGGAGUGCCUGAAAGAGCUGGAAGAAUCCCAUGACCAACAUGCCGUACUGGUUCUCCAGCCAGCUGUGGAGGCCUUCUUCCUAGUUCAUGCCACAGAGCGUGAGAGCAAGCCCCCAGUGAGAGACACCAGGGAGAGCCAGCUGUCUCACAUAAAGGAUGAGCCACCACCACUGUCUCCAGCACCCCUCACGCCUGCCACACCCUCCUCCCUGGAUCCAUUCUUCUCCAGGGAGCCGUCCUCCAUGCAUAUUUCCUCAAACCUGCCCCCUGACACCCAGAAGUUUCUCCGCUUUGCUGAAACCCACCGCACAGUGCUCAACCAGAUCUUGCGUCAGUCCACCACUCACUUGGCUGACGGGCCUUUUGCAGUGCUGGUUGAUUAUAUCCGCAUCCUGGACUUUGAUGUAAAAAGGAAGUAUUUCCGCCAGGAGCUUGAGCGUCUAGAUGAGGGCCUGAGGAAGGAGGACAUGGCUGUGCAUGUGAGGAGAGACCAUGUGUUUGAGGACUCAUAUAGGGAGUUACACCGCAAGAGCCCAGAGGACAUGAAGAACAGGCUGUACAUUGUCUUUGAGGGGGAGGAGGGCCAAGAUGCUGGCGGUCUGCUGAGGGAGUGGUACAUGAUUAUCUCCCGGGAGAUGUUCAAUCCUAUGUACGCCCUGUUCCGCACCUCGCCGGGUGACAGAGUUACCUACACCAUCAACCCUUCAUCCCACUGCAACCCCAACCACCUCAGCUACUUCAAGUUUGUGGGCCGUGUAGUAGCCAAGGCAGUCUAUGACAACCGGCUACUGGAGUGUUACUUUACCCGUAGCUUCUACAAGCACAUCCUGGGCAAGAGCGUCAGGUACACAGACAUGGAGAGCGAGGACUACCCUUUCUUCCAGGGCCUGGUAUACUUGUUGGAGAAUGAUGUAUCCACGCUUGGCUACGAGCUGACAUUCAGCACUGAGGUCCAGGAGUUUGGAGUGUGUGAAGUGAGGGAUCUCAAGCCAAAUGGAGCCAACAUACUGGUCACAGAGGAAAACAAAAAAGAAUACGUGCAUCUGGUCUGUCAGAUGAAGAUGACAGGUGCCAUCCGCAAGCAGCUGGCAGCCUUCCUGGAAGGUUUCUACGAGAUCAUUCCCAAGAGGCUGAUCUCCAUCUUCACUGAGCAGGAGCUGGAGCUACUCAUCUCUGGCCUGCCUACUAUUGACAUUGAUGACCUCAAGGCCAACACGGAGUAUCAUAAAUAUCAGUCCAGCUCCAUCCAGAUCCAGUGGUUCUGGAGGGCCUUACGUUCCUUUGAUCAGGCGGACCGGGCCAAGUUCCUACAGUUUGUUACAGGCACGUCAAAGGUGCCCCUGCAGGGUUUCGCUGCUCUGGAGGGCAUGAACGGCAUCCAGAAGUUCCAGAUCCACCGUGACGACCGCUCCACUGACCGCCUACCGUCUGCUCAUACCUGCUUUAACCAGCUGGAUCUCCCAGCCUAUGAGAGCUAUGAAAAGCUGAGACAUAUGCUGCUGUUGGCCAUUCAGGAAUGCUCAGAGGGAUUUGGACUGGCUUAAACACUGAGACUCUUAACACAUACAUAAAUGCAUACACACAAUUUAGACUUGCCUACUCCUGACUCAUUCAUACUGAUGAACCAUAAGCAAACGCGUGUAUACACUCACACCCACACACACACACACACACACACAGUAUCCACCAUCAUAGACAUUACUGGAUUACUUGUUGAAUGGCCUAGACUUACUGGUAUCUAAUCCAUAUAAAGACAACAGAUAAACCAGCAAGCAAAAUGAACUGAUUGAAAUUGCCUACUACACACAGAGCCUCAUGUUGACACAACUGUGUCUCCCUUCCCAAUUUAAUGGCAAGUGCAAGAGUGGAUUCAGAGGAUAAAAAUGGACUAAUAUAAGAGACAUUUUCUCCAUUUAGUUUGAUUUCUCUGUACAAAAGGUUUGGGAGUUUAUUAUGUUUAAUCUUUUUUUUUUGUUCUUCUCUGGCUGUGUACAAAAGGAGAAGGUUGUGUGUGAACAGGAUGGUUAUAAAACCUUUGGGGAAAAAUUGUUGGUUGUUUCUUGUUGCUAAUUUGUGACCUCACAAGCCUUGAAGAUGGGGAACAUUUUUAUUGGGGGGGCAACUUGAGAAGUUUUGGAGAUAUUCACAAAAAUGCACUUUUCAAAGUUUUGUGGCAUUUUUAAGGAAGGAUGGUACAAAAAUGAAGAGAACUGAAGGAGCUAAAGAAAUUAACCAUAAAUUCUAGAGUAUUUUUGGCUAUUAAAUCGCUGACCCAGCCGUGAGCCUUUGAAUCAGAGAGUGAAAUAACUACAUGAAUAAAUGCAUAAAAUUGAGUCCAUUGUCUCUUUUAACAGUGUUUUAACAAUCACCUUCGGUGAAUUCACACUCCAUCUAAAACUGCCAGAUAUAAUUAAGCAGUGUGUAAUCACACUUGUGAAAUGUCGAAGUGCAGGUGAAAACGAUCACCCAAAGUUUAUAAACCCCGUGAUAGGUGAACCCUUACUAUCUAGGUUUUCGAAAUAUGAUUUACUUAACAAGAACGCAAUGGUCUUAUCAGGCAACUUCAAAUACCAUCCUUUACUAAUUUUCUUCUGCUCAGCCUUGUGUGAGAUUAAUAGUUGUAACAAGCUUCAGGCCAUAGUGGUAUGAUCAUUGAUUAUCCUAACGACCUACACCUCUAGGCUUAAACAUGUUUAUACCCAGGAUUAUAUCACACAGUUAGCAGUGUCCUUACUUGGCCACUUGUUAAUAAGCUACAAAGUGAAUGUUGACUGAAGAUGUCACAACCGUAUUUGCUCUUUGUGCAACAUGGGUAAAAACGUAUUUAUAUGCAGUUAACUUGAUAAGUGUCAUAGGUGAACACGAGGUCUGCCUCUGUCUUGUCUGUGGGACCUCACCGUAAACUGACAGUUGUCACCACCUUUACCAGACAGGCAGGCUCGCAGCCAUGAUGUGGGUGCAAAGCUCUGUUAGGACUAGAUCUCCAGUGAUCACGAGAAAGAUGCACUUUUAACCAACAGUUUCAUUAAAAUGACGA
Molecule: messenger RNA, 15431 nt
Organism: Lampris incognitus (smalleye Pacific opah)
Lineage: Eukaryota; Metazoa; Chordata; Actinopteri; Lampriformes; Lampridae
Gene: huwe1
Product: HECT, UBA and WWE domain containing E3 ubiquitin protein ligase 1
Exons: 83
Coding region: 175-13938 (4587 amino acids)
Biological process (GO): Golgi organization; positive regulation of protein catabolic process; proteasome-mediated ubiquitin-dependent protein catabolic process
Cellular component (GO): Golgi membrane; nucleus
Molecular function (GO): protein binding; zinc ion binding; ubiquitin-protein transferase activity
Source: RefSeq, a predicted model, not a curated record